GCUUUGGCCCUAAUCCGACGAAAGAAAUGAAAGGGGAAGGACGGGCGUUCUUCCAUAGGAGAGCGGUGCGAGGACGAGGGAUUUGACUCCAUCUUCAAGCAAAAUUAUUUCGUAUUUUCCUCCUUGUUCUCGUUCUUCUUGUCCCGGAUCAAGGGUUGAUUCCCAUUUGCUUUUUUCUCUUGCGGCAACAGUAAGCUACCGAUGCUAAAAACAACCUUAGUUUCGUCUCUGAUAUUGCUUAUUAAGAAAACUAUAUCAGUUCAAUUGACCAUGGAUCGACCAAAUGGAGAUGACCAUGAAGGGGUCGGUGUUGUGGGUUUUGAAGUUCCUACAUCGCCUGAUUCAAGCUAUAACAAUCCGACACCAGGAAUUGAGGAUGGAGCUCGAGAGCCCCCAAUUGUCCCCCCUCAUCUGCAACAUACCGUGCUGAACUACCUACCCAGACAAGAUGAUCCCAGUAGUCUUUCUGUGCCUCAACAUGUGAUUCUUAACCACCUCUACAUUGAAAAUCGAGAUGUCUCCAGAUCUGUUGUUGCUCUUGGGAUAACCCACCGUUUCUUAUCUAAAUAUGUUACUGUUGUUCUUUAUAAGCCAGUUUGGAGAAGGUGAUCAGGAACAUUGGAUUCUAUUUGCCUAUGGCUGUUCAGCCAAUAUUCAUGAGAGCUGUUGCUUUGAUUGUUAACAUCUGAUAAGUAAAUCUCCUCUUUUCAGUUGCCCAUCUGGGUUUGUUGAACUCAUUUAUUUAAAUCUGGAUCAAAUAUUCUGAAUGACUCUGCAAGUUUUUUUCUAUAUGAUCGAUGUCAUUUUCAUCCUCCAUGCAAUUACUUUAUUUUUGUUUCCCUUUCUCGUUUAUUUGAGUUUACAGUAUGUUAUUCAUGUGCAUGUUAGGUUGGCCUUUGUCCCCAGAUCAUUACAAUGCCUAAUUUUGCAUGUUUGCAAACCAAACCAUGCCCUAUUGAACUAUUCUACCCGUGUGUUUCUGGAGAUUGAGGAUAGAAUCCUAGUAAGACAAUUAUUUAGCUUAAGCGUGUCAUGCCCUGUUUACAGUCCUUAUUCUUCAGUUUGGCACUAUUUUUCAGUUUGUGUACCUAAAUUAAUUCUUUGCUUUUCCCCACACAAUUUACCAUAAGAGAUUAUUUCGUCUUUUUUCUGUCAUUACAAAUACUUGUUUGCACUAUCCAAAUUAGGCAAUUAUGAUAGUGAGAUGCAUUUGGUUUUUUAUCUUUACAGGAUUCUAGGAUAUGAACUUUAUUUUUAUGCCAAAAAGGAGAAUAUAUUAACUUAGUUCUUGUACACAACCCUAGCACCAUCUGAAGAAAGGAUGAGAGUUGCAUUGGUUCCUCAUAGCCUACAUAAAUUUAUGUCUAAAAAAUUAAGUAGGAAUUAUAAUUGAAUGUUUGCUAUAUCAUCAUGUCAUCAUUUCUCAUUGUAAAAUGAUCUAGUUAUGAUUAGCACAAUGAUGUCAUUGGAUUCAUGUUGAUUCUGAAUAGUUUGUACUACUAAUUGUUGUCCUUGAUACAAAUUCUAUGAUAAACACCAGUUUGGUUACUUUAAUGGAAGCAUAUGCUCUUUUUUUUUAUUUCUGAGAAAGAAAACAGGUGGAGUCUAAUUCUUCACAUCAGAAAAGGACUAGUAGCUCAGUAAAGGACUAGCAGCUCAGUCUCUCUUCAUGGUUUCAGCCAGUGGUGAGUUUGAUUGCCAUUAUGAAGAGUAUCCAUUUCAAUUCCUAAUCAUGUCAAAGAGGGGCCAAAAUCUAAUUACCAUCAUCUUAUCUGCCCCCACACACCUGUGCCCAUCAGUCUCAGACACUGUUACCCAAGAGCAGCGAACUGCCACUUCUGUCUGUUGCUAGCUAUAAAGCUCAGUCCCUAGCCAUCUCUUUUCUUUCAGCCUUCUGCACCAGUUUGGGCUCAGAAAGAGAGAAGCUGCUGGUAAUGGCAAAGAGCGAGAAGAAGCUGCAAUCCUCAUCUUUCACUCGCCGGUGCCGGUUGCUAGUAAGUGAGCAGCGAGCAAGGUUCUACAUCCUUCGGCGAUGCAUCGUGAUGCUGGUUUGCUGGAGUGAGAGUGAAGAUCACUGAGCUCAAAUAUGCAUGGAAGAGAUAGACUGGUGUAAUAUACUGCUUGAUAUAUGAAGAUAAGCUUUUAGCUCCAGGAAAUUUAGGUCUGAAGCCAUUCAGCUAGUGUAUAUCAUGAAACAGAAUCAUCAAGGAAUUUGUUUGUGAUGAUUAUGUCAUGCUUUAAACCUUGGUCAUUUUUUUUGGGUGAAAUCACCUUCGACCUUAUGAUGUUGACAAGGAGUGCCAAAUAUGACUUGUGUUCAUUCUUCUCCACACACUAACAUGGUAUAAUAUUGAAGAGAUAUGCAGUAUUUUA
Messenger RNA from Zingiber officinale, 2373 nucleotides. Its product is annotated as SNF1-related protein kinase regulatory subunit beta-3-like. NCBI's taxonomy places the organism in Eukaryota, Viridiplantae, Streptophyta, Magnoliopsida, Zingiberales, Zingiberaceae. Bases 202 to 609 code for a protein of 135 amino acids. Gene Ontology annotation, molecular function: protein binding. The transcript has 3 exons. The record is from RefSeq and is a predicted model, not a curated record.